Solea senegalensis (Senegalese sole) is the source of this 6770-nucleotide messenger RNA. It is a transcript of the gene syt4, whose product is annotated as synaptotagmin IV. The coding region runs from base 2965 to 4383 and encodes 472 amino acids. Gene Ontology annotation, cellular component: membrane; axon; synapse. Gene Ontology annotation, biological process: vesicle fusion; regulation of dopamine secretion; cellular response to calcium ion. The transcript has 5 exons. Gene Ontology annotation, molecular function: calcium ion binding; SNARE binding; calcium-dependent phospholipid binding. The record is from RefSeq and is a predicted model, not a curated record. Lineage: Eukaryota; Metazoa; Chordata; Actinopteri; Pleuronectiformes; Soleidae.
UAGCUUGUAGUUGCAGCGCCGUUUUUUUCCUGUGUGCCUUCUACAGCGGCUCGGGACCAGGUUGUUAAAAGCGCGAAAUAGUGACGCUUGCUGCCGUUUCAUUUCACCUUGUUCUUAUCUUAUCUUUCAAAAUGUAAUCAGGCUGUUUGCAAAUCAUGUUUUUGUUUUUUGUCUUUGCGUCCCCCCUACCCCAGUUUGGGAGUCACUGCUCUGUCUGGAAUAACUGUUACCCAGGCACUAAUCCCAAUUUGAGUCUGUUUCUACUACCCUGAAAAACGUCUUUUCUAAAGUUUGGCUCGCCUAACACCACUCGGUGUCCCAGAAACGAAACCGUCACUUAGCUAUGACAAUAAAACCUGAAACUCAUUAGUUUUAUUGUAGACAAAAUGAUUCAUGCCAAUGUAUUUUGCAUUACUUUAGCACCGUUCUUUGGAUUUCGUCAAACUCAGACAUGGUAAUUAAGCCAAACUUAAGCCAAAAUGAAGUCUGUUCACUGGCCUUCUGUGAGAAGUCAGAAAUUAAACAAGCAUAGCAUUCAACCAAUAAAGUUUUUAUGUUCAGGAAUUCAAGUAAAUAACUAUAAUUUGACAUCUUAGUCAAGAAAUAGUCAUGUGCUUUGCAAUUAUUUAUAUAUACAGUAUAUACAUAUAUGUACACACACACAAAUAAAUGGGGUGCACCUUUUGGCAGAGCUAGUUUUACAGCUGCCAAGAUUUGAAUGCCCCAUUUUAAAUUACACACACAUGUUUAUUAAUAACACAUUCACAUAGAAUUUGUCUCCAGAAAUGUUCAUAAGAAGAGCGUUACUAGCCACUAAGUAACUGGAAACAUAUACUGUCCUGUCCUCCUUACCAUCACAAAGAAAUCCCAAAAAGUAUUGCUUUACAGCAGUAGCUUGCCUUAAAAAGCAUGAGGAUGUCGAUGUCCGAUGGGCUCUACUUCAGUCAGAUGCAUGCAGUUCUCAUGAAUGCAGAAUUUGGCAUUUCCCUUAUCUCACUGAGUGUCAACAGUGUCAAACUGCUCUCUAUUGGUUUCUGUCGAGACGACCUUGACGGUGCAUAGUUCCUGUCUUAUCAUCCCCUUUCCCAGACAAUAAGCAACACUGUGAGUUUGUAAGUUACAGUUGUUUCUAUGAAUUUACAAGUAGCAGGAGUAACUGUCAAAAGACGGUCAAACAUUAGAAUUUUCUCUCACACCCCAGUCUUGGCCUCAUUAAAAUAACUUCAUCCCUUCUUCCAGAUUUUAUCAUCCUCCUCAUGCUUUUAAACGUUGCUGAGAGAUAUAAAAUACUCCCCUUUGCUCUUCUGACCACUCUUUUUGCCACUGGAGCACUAUGUUCUCUUCUUUGCAGAUGCUAAAACACGGCUUUUAUAUGUGGAGGUCCUCUAUCCUCACUCAUCUGCUCACGGGACAAUAUGAUCCAAGGCUCUUCAAUCUCUCCUCCAGAUGGUGAUAUUGUCUCUAAACCAGGAUUUACCAAAACCUUAGUGAAUAUUUUCAAAUAUGCUAUUUAAUCCUGGGGUGUUUUAUUUCAAUCUCAACAACAGUAGUUCACUUCUCAUCAAGUUUCACCUGGCUCCUCACCUCACGAACCUUGUUGGCCAGUAUUCCUCUCUGAGCUGCGAUUACACUCAUACACUCACCAAAAUAGGAAUCAAACCUCAGUCCCCUGUGUCAAAAAUAUAAUGACCAUACAGUAUAAUUAUUUCUCAAUCACUGUAUCGAUAUACAUCCAGAAAAUAUGUAAAACGUGUAAACCCCUAGUUUGUGCGCUUCCCCACCAUCUCUGUUCUUGAAACUGACUAUAUGAUAUAGCUACUCGUGACUACUAACCUUAUUAUUAUCUGCAUCCAUCUUUUUUUUCCUUCUCUCAGGGUCACAUAAGGAGCGUGCUGAAACCAAUCCCAUUUGAGGUGAUGAAGAUGAUAGUGAUGAUGAUAAUUCUUAUUAAUGUUAUGAUACACAACUGUUCCUGGUUUCCAUCUCUCCUCUAUCUUCUUCUUUCCUUUACAUUCUUCUUUUCACCCACCUCUUCUUCACUAACCCCCUUCCCUUCCCCCUCUUUUCUCUCCUAUCCCAACCACUCGAGGCAGUCUGGCUCUGUAAGAGAUUUCUGUUCUCUCCACUGAUGCCAAGUACUUGCUCAGUGUGUUCCUGUCAGGUCUUGACCUUAAUUGUAUGAAGUUUUAAUAUAAUAAAGUUUUCAGGGGAAAAAAACAGACAAAAAACAAACCCAAAAUAUGGUUUAAAAAGUCAAGUAUUUAGUGUGACCUACACUUACACUUAAGGUGUAGCAUGACCCUGGCUCUGAGGAAACUGGUGUAGAACCCCUUUUAAUGUUACUGUUAAAUACUGUGUCUUACUAUUUCCAGUUGACAAAUAUCUGCUAUGAAAAUGGUGUAUUUCGCCAAAAUUAUUCAAGACAUGCUUCAGCUUUACAUACACAUGUAUCAUUGUAUCUUCCAGAAGCCUUUUCAUCACCCUCACAAUCAAUCAGUGGAACUAGCAGUCCUGUUGUGUUGUGUCACCGGGAGUCCUGAUUUCACAGGCAGCCUCCGUCACGUCUGCGUCAGCGCUGAUGAGCUCAGUGCUUCCAGUAGGGAGGGGGAAGGAGCUGGUGAGCAGCUGGUGUGAGAGAGAGAGAGAGAAAACAAGGAGGGGUGAGGGAGGGGUGAGAGAGAGACAGAGAAAGAGAGAGAGAAUUAAGGGUGUUGCCGCCUCUGAGACACACUCACGCAUCAUAGAGUAACAGCAGCGGUGUGAGAAGAGCGCAUCCCUCUGUGAGAGAAAAUACCUCUUUUUUGAAUCAUUGAAGCCACCAAAACCCCUUUCCUUACGCAACACCAUUAAAGCCGAGGGAUCGUGGAGAUACACUGUCCUUAGACAUCAGGAGGAGAGACAGAGAGAGUGGUGUGAAAGCAGACAACGGAUAGACGCAGCGUUUCAGCACCUUGGACAGCGACUAUGGCCCCAGUGGUGGAGGAUGGAGCUCAGUUUGUGGCAGUGCCAGUAGGUGUGGCUGUGGUCAGUGUCUUUGGCCUUGUAUUUGCUGUGUCGGCCUUUGCAUGGAUCUGUUGCCAACGUAAAAACACCAAGUCCCAGAAGACACCUCCCUACAAGUUUGUGCACAUGCUCAAAGGGGUCGACAUCUACCCAGAGAGCCUCAGUGGCAAAAAGAAGUUUGCUGAGCCUGCCACCACUACAACAAAUGACACCACUAAAACCGACAUUAAUGGAAAUUGCCACACUGCAGCACCACUGAGCCAGACCGGUACCAAUAAAUUUACAUCGAGUCCAAGUGGUUCCAGACCAGCCCUGCAUCUGGACCUGGAGAAACGGGAUCUGAAUGGCAAUAUCACCACCAAACCAUUUCACCACCACCACCAAACAGUGCGGAGCUCUCCGGACCUGGAGCUGCCAUCUCCUCAUGCAGGGUUCACCCAACCUGGUUUAGUGGACCGCCGUGACCUCCCUUCACCAUCCAGCACUCUCUCCAGCCAGGCACCCACCCCAGCUGUAGACAAGCCCCAUGGAGAGGAGAGGGAGGGUGGGCUAGGGACACUCCACUUCUCCCUGGAGUACCAGCCAGAGAAGAAGGCAUUCAUUGUCCAUAUCAAGGAAGCCCAUGGCCUGACUCCAACUGAUGAACAGUCAAUGACAUCUGACCCUUACAUAAAGCUGACCUUGCUGCCAGAGAAAAAGCAUCGGGUGAAGACCAGAGUCCUGAGGAAGACCCUCGACCCUGCCUUUGAAGAGACCUUCAGUUUUUACGGGAUCCCACUGGCCCGAGUGUCGGAGUUGGCCCUUCACUUCAUGGUGCUCAGCUUUGACAGGUUCUCCCGCGAUGAGGUCAUAGGAGAGACCCUUGUCCCUUUGUCCGGAAUGGACUUGUCACAGGGUCGUGUCCUGAUGAGCCGAGAGAUAAUCAGGAAAAAUGUAAAGAAGUCCUCCGGCCGAGGUGAGUUACUGCUCUCCCUGUGUUACCAGUCCACCACCAACACUCUAACUGUGGUCGUCCUCAAGGCCCGCCAUCUACCUAAGACUGAAAACAAUGGACCCACAGAUCCAUAUGUCAAGGUGAAUAUGUAUCACGGAAAGAAGCGUGUGUGCAAGAAGAAGACGCACGUGAAGAAGUGCACACCCAACCCAGUCUUCAAUGAGCUCUUUGUCUUUGAUCUGUCCUCCGAUGAGGGUCUGAGAGACACCAGGGUGGAGCUGCUGCUGAUGGACUCAGAUACAGGCAGGUCACGCAGCCCCAACACUGUCCUCGGGCGCCUGGUGCUGGGCACAUCAUCACCUGGCACUCCUGGCGAGCACUGGAGGGAGAUCUGCGACCAUCCGCGCCGCCAGAUUGCAAAGUGGCACGCCAUGUCAGAGGAAUAGAGCACCGGGGUGUUGGUGGAUUCCGACGUCCAUUCCCAAUCAAGUCCAACAACGAUGUGCAGGAAGUAAUGUCUUGCUAGCCAAUACCCUUUGGACAUUCAGUGAGGGCAGGAGGGAAACAAGGUGGAGGGGGCUUUGAUGUUGCAGGGAGGGUAGUUUGGCGCAAAGUCAUCAUUCAGUCAAUCAUUUAUUAAUUAUCUUUGAAGUUAUCAGGGUUCACCGGAGGAAGCAGGUGACAAAAAGGAACCCUGUAGCUUUAAAUGAUCCCAAAGACUGUCACUGAAAAUCACUUGGUAACAUGCAACUUCAUCUCAAUGGCAACAACCAAUUGUCGCAGCAACCAUGUGCAGUGCAGAAUGUCUUAAAUGUCACUAUUGUCACUUCUUUCUUCCUUUGCUGCUUCUUCUUCUUCUUCUCUUUCUUUAGCUCUUCCCUCUAUAAAUAGUAUCCAAGUCCAUUAUAUGAAAACCAGAACAAACCACAUCUGAUGACGCUGUAAAAAUGUUGAUUAUUCAAAUUUAUUUUAUAAUGACAAUGUUUUCUUCAUAACAAUGUAGAUUGCCUUUAUUUAUCUUUUUGUUUUGUACUCUUCUGGUUGAUCUGUUGAACAUUUUUUGUAAGUAUAAGUGGUAUUUCAUAUGUCAUUACAAGAAAGCCUAAAUUAGGUGGUCUGAGGUAAGGCUGAAACAGACUGAAGUGCAUUGGGGACAGUAACUGUGGAUGCAUUUUGGUGUGAGUUUUGUUCAUAAGAGUGCUUUUGAAGCGUGUGGAUGGGCAUGUAUGUUGGCUCUGAAAAGAUGGGUGCCACAUAAUGUUUACCGUAGGUGUUUUGUCCCCCUUACUGUGAGCACAAAGACAGCUGAAAUGUAAAUGUAUGUACCUUACUAUAAAACAUGGCAAGUUCCAAAAAAGAAAAGAACGUGCAGUCUUUAUUUCGCAUGAAAUGUGACAUGUAAUCAGACGUUCAUUGUUGGCACAGUUGAAGUCAUAUGCAUGUUCAAAAACUCUAAAUCUCUACAUUAUAGAAUUAAAUAUUUACACUGCUUCUGGCUGUUCAGGAUUAAAAAAAAACAUAUUUCACAUGGUAUUUUAUUAGGUUUUUAAAUGUUGUAAGCAGCAGAAACCACCUAUAUGCGUGUUGGACAUAAAGGCCUUUUUUAAACGUCACAAAGCAUGUCAGGGAAGUACGGUGGCCUUCACAUACCAGAAAGGAUGUAAUAAGAAUCUGCUUCAAAAGAUGUAAGCUCCAGCUGUUUUGUCCAUUCGAGCUGCUGUAAAAACGUGGCAGCACAAGAUGGUAGCAUCCAUAAGGCAAGGCCCUUACCUAAAGUAUACAUAAAACGUUUGGUGAUUGAAUAGGUUGAACAGUAGAAUCCACUUAUGAAACUAUUUGUGGGUGCUUCUUUGUGUUUUCAUUCAUACUCUGACCUAGUUGCAGUCUCACUUCUUUACUUAUGCAAUGUUGCUGUUGCUUCCAUCUGUCUUGACAUAAGAAGAAUCACUUCUCGUGUGCAGCCUGGGAAUGACACCGAGCAACACGAGAUUUAAACUUUGCGGUCUGAAAAGCACAAGGAGAGUCUUGUGGAGUUGACUUAAUCGGUUUUGUGUGAACUCAUUUGACAAUGGUUUGAAUCUAACAGGCGUUUGUGUUUAUAAGUUAUACACUUAUGCAAACAUACUUUCUGUCAAGAAACCCUACAGAUAUUACAUAUGGGACCUUUAAAAUCUUAUAGUACACAGUCUGUGCAGUGACUUGUGUCCUCGGCCUGAGGAUGACGUCAUUGGGCUCUUUACUUAAUGUGAUGAUGUAAUCACUGCUAAAUGGAUGUGUGCUUAGGGAUGAAGUCAUCAUGUUGGAAUUUAAUAUCAGCUAAGUGGUUCAGUGAGGGAGUUCAGCCAGCUCAGCAGGCCUAUGCCACCCCUCCCCCUCUUUCUUCCUCCCUCCCCUUAGAGCUGAAACUUUUUUUUUAUUACCCACUCUGCAUUCUCCCUCUGCUGCCUCUCUUUACCCUCCUUCCUCGUCUCUCGUCUACUGCCAGGUUUCAUCAUGUGUUUGGUGGUGGAGUCUCUGGAGAUGCAGGAUGUUCUGUCACUCUGUACUCUCUCAGUGGUUUUGAUCUGCAAGGUCACGAUCUAUCUGAGACAGUAGCGUCUAUAUUCAUUCUCCACAGUCUUCCUCUGAAGAUCUGUAGAGUACAUUGUGCGACAUCCCUCCAUAUCAGGGGUAUUGUAACUGUAACCGAUAUUGUAAUGUAGUUUCUCAUCUUUUGCAAGCAGAAAUCAUUUUGUUAUCUGUGACGGAAACCUCAAUUUAUCUGCUGCUACAGCGAUAUUUCGAGAUUAUAGAAACCACACCAUGAAUUAACUAAUAAAAAGACUAACAAUCA